This is a messenger RNA of Strongyloides ratti, 1566 nucleotides long. Its product is annotated as Zinc finger, C2H2 domain and Zinc finger C2H2-type/integrase DNA-binding domain and Zinc finger, C2H2-like domain-containing protein. The record is from RefSeq and is a predicted model, not a curated record. Bases 1 to 1566 code for a protein of 521 amino acids. Gene Ontology annotation, molecular function: RNA polymerase II cis-regulatory region sequence-specific DNA binding; DNA-binding transcription factor activity, RNA polymerase II-specific. NCBI's taxonomy places the organism in Eukaryota, Metazoa, Nematoda, Chromadorea, Rhabditida, Strongyloididae. Gene Ontology annotation, biological process: regulation of transcription by RNA polymerase II. The transcript is spliced from 5 exons.
AUGUCUUUAGGAUAUUUCUCUGGACAAUUAAAUGAGAUGUCAAUUGAAACUUCUUCUGCAUUGUCAACCAUUAUUCAAGACAAAUUAUCUUCUUCUUCAUUUACAUCAUCAUGUACCACAAUCUCUAUAGAUAAUGCAUCAUUUAAGAAUAGUGCUAUGAUAAAAAAUGAAAUAAAUGAUUCUUUAGUUUUUACACCAACAGAAGCUAGUUUAUUACAUGAAAAAUGGAAUCAAUUUAGAAAUAAAAGACAUUCUUCGUCUAGUUCUGAUUCUGGUUUAGGUUUACCAAUAUCAUCUCCAAUAGCUAUUAAAUCACCAACACAUAUCUCUACCAAUAAUAUAUUAUUUAAUAAUUGUUAUGGAGCAUCACCAUUUUCACCACCAGGAUUGUCACCAUUGACAUUAUCAUCAGCUCCGGAUAGUGCAUUUAUUCCUACACCAGGUUCUGUUGGUAAUCAAGAAACUCGUUUCAAUUUUGACAUCAUUAAUAGUCAUUCUUUUUCAGCAUCUUUAUCAAAGACACCAGAAACAAUAACACCUUCAACAACAACUAAAUUUCCUGAUCUUUCAUCAUCAUCAGCUCCAGUGACGGGAGAUAGUAGUAGUAUGAUAAAAUGUAUUCAAUCAUCCAAUUCAACACCUAUUCCACAUAUUUAUUCACAUAAUACACUUCUUCAUCGAUCACCUAACCAAAUAACACCAUCAAUUUUUUUAAAUACAACAAAUAAUCCAGGUAGUUGUAAUAAUUUUUCAAUUCAAAAAUUAAAAACAUUAAUUGAAAUGGAACAAAAACAGGCUGUUAAAGAAUAUCAAAAUAAUUUUGAUACAACUAUUAAAAGAGCCAUAAAUGCCCAAAGGUUAUUGUUAAAUUUUACUCUUCUCCAACAACAACAACAACAAUCAAAAAUAAAUUCUAUUAAUUUUAAUAAUGGUAAUGGAGAUAGGACAUCAAUAUCAUUUGACAAUAAUAAUAUUAUUUCUCACCAAAAUCACAAUAAUUUAUAUAAAAUUACAUCUAUUCUACCAACAAUUAAUAAUAAUAAUAACAAUAAUAGUAAUAAUACAGAAGAUAAUCAAAAUAAUAGUAUUAUUUUAACAAACAAAGAAGAAGAUAAGAUGUCAACAAUUAUACCGUCACAACAAGAAGAAUCUUUUACUGGAGAUAUUCAUGGUAAGAAACAAUAUAUUUGUGAAUAUUGUAAUAAAGACUUUAGACGUCCUGAUAUACUUUCAAGGCAUUUACGACGCCAUACUGGUGAAAAACCAUUUGGAUGUAAUGAUUGUGGAAGAUUUUUUUCACGAUCUGAUCACCUACGGACACAUAGACGUACUCAUACAGAUGAAAAACCAUAUAAAUGUCCUAUAUGUAAUUAUGCAGCUAGACGUAGAGAUGUUUUAUCAAGACAUUUAGGUGCUAGACAUCAAACAAAAAAUUCAGCAAUUCCUUUAAAUUCAAAAGAAAUUAAUAAAAAAGUUAAAAAGAAAUAUGAUGGAAUGAUUGAUAAAAAUAAUAAUAAAGAAAAAUCAAAGUUGUUGUUAGAUAAUCCAAUUAAUACGGUUAUUUAA